Cyclopterus lumpus (lumpfish) is the source of this 7939-nucleotide messenger RNA. It is a transcript of the gene ncoa6, whose product is annotated as nuclear receptor coactivator 6. Lineage: Eukaryota; Metazoa; Chordata; Actinopteri; Perciformes; Cyclopteridae. Gene Ontology annotation, cellular component: histone methyltransferase complex; nucleus; transcription regulator complex. The transcript has 17 exons. The coding region runs from base 301 to 7527 and encodes 2408 amino acids. The record is from RefSeq and is a predicted model, not a curated record. Gene Ontology annotation, biological process: positive regulation of transcription by RNA polymerase II.
CGUUUGCUUUCCUGGUGCGGAAUCUUCUGCUCGCGACGCGGAGCGAGUUCCGGGGCACCGAGCGAGGAGCUGACGGGUUGUGUUUGAAUGCAUCUGGAGAUGAAUCAGCUGCAACGGAGCUAACGGAGCUAACGCUGCAGGUUAACGCUAACUGGAGCUUUUCGGAACCGCCCGCGCAGGCUUUUCUUUUAUCCCGUUAACGUGUUAUUCAGGAGCGGUUCUUAUCGGCACAAUGACGCGGGGAUUGUGGGCGUUUUGCAUGAAACGGUUGAAACGCCACUCCUAGUCCGAGGGGGGAGGAUGGCGCAUCGGUGUACCCCGCCUUUGCCGUCCCAGGGGACCGAGCACCUGGAACCGGAUAACGAUUCCGACCGGGACUCUGGCGUCGGGGAGGACGCCGACAGUUGCCAUGGAGGCGCCGAGGAAGAAGAGGAGGAGGAGGAGGGAGUCAACAAGCAAAGUGGCACGGAGGAAAACGAAGGGGAGGGCUCUGCCGUGUUUAUUGCCUUCCAGGGGAAUAUGGAGGACGAGGACUUCUCUCAGAAACUCGAGUCUAUUCUCAGCGGGAUACCCAACAUGCUCCAUAUGGGCUCCGGGAGGCUGCGUCCGCGGCACGUGGAGCCGUGGAACAGCGUGCGGGUCACCUUCAACAUUCCCCGGGACGCCGCCGAGCGCCUGAGGCUGUUGGCCCAGAACAACCAGCAGCAGCUCAGAGACCUCGGCAUCCUCUCCGUGCAGAUCGAAGGGGAAGGGGCCAUCAACGUGGCCGUGGGACCAAACAGGGGACAAGAAGUCCGAGUAAACGGACCAAUCGGAGCGCCGGGCCAGAUGAGAAUGGAUGUCGGCUUUCCAGGUCAGCCGGGUCCAGGAGGGGUAAGGAUGGCUAACCCGGCGAUGGUUCCCCCUGGGCCCGGCAUGGCGGGUCAGGCCAUGCUGCCGGGCGGCAGUGGACAGAUGCACCCUCGUGUUCAGAGACCAUCUUCACAGACAGAUAUUAUGGACCCAAUGAUGCCGGGUAUGUCGGUGCAGCAGCUUCAGCACCAACAGGCGGGUCCUCAUGUCUCGGGCCCGAUGCCUCCUCAGGCCGCCCAUCACAUGCAGGCUCUGCAGGGCGGGAGGCCGCUCAACCCCGUCGCCCUGCAGCAGCUUCAGCAGCAACAUCACCAGCAGCAGCAGCAGCAACAGCAACAGCAGCAGCAACAACAACAGCAGCAACAACAACAACAACAACAACAACAACAGCAGCAGCAGCAGGUCCAGCAGCAGCAACAACAGCAACAGCAAGCUCAGCUGUCUCAGCUUGGACCGAGACCUCCGUUCAACCCGUCGGGCCAGAUGGCGGUGCCUCCUGGCUGGAACCAGCUACCCUCCGGGGUCCUCCAGCCUCCAGCGGCCCAAGGAGGCCCUGCCUGGAGAAAGCCCCCGCCCCAAGCUCAAAUGGUUCCGCGUCCUCCCUCUCUCGCCGCGGUUCAGACCCCCAGCCACCCUCCGCCCCCUUACCCGUUUGGCAGCCAGCAGACGGGGCAGGUGUUCAACGCCAUGGGGCAGUUGCAGCAGCAGCAGACGGGCGUGGGUCAGUUUGCCGCCCCCCAGCUGAAAGGCCUGCAGGCUUGCCCCGGUGGUGUCGCCGGACCGGUCCGGCCCCCUCCGCCCCUUCCACCGACUUCGGGAACGCAGGGCAACCUCACCGCCAAGUCCCCCGGCUCCUCCUCGUCUCCUUUCCAGCAGGGUUCGCCGGGGACUCCUCCCAUGAUGGUUCAGAGACCGACGACUCCGCAGGGUUUCCCCCAGGGCGUCGGGUCACCGGGAAGAGCUGCCCUCGGGCAACAGGGUUUCAUGGGAAUGCCCCAACACGGACAGCCUGGGGCCCAAGGUCACCCAGGCAUGCCGAAGCGUCCGAUGGGCUUCCCCAACCCGAACUUUGUCCAAGGUCAGGUGAGUGCCGGCACUCCAGGAACCCCUGUGGGCGGAGCCAGCCAGCAGCUCCAGGGCAGCCAGGCGAUGACUCACACAGGAGCUCCGCCGCCGGCCUCCGCACCAAAUUCCAUGCAGGGUCCUCCCCAUGUCCAGCCCAAUGUUAUGGGUGUGCAGAGCGGCAUGCCAGGUCUGCCCCCUGGUACGACCGCCGGGCCCAGUAUGGGCCAGCAGCCCGGCCUCCAGACCCAGAUGAUGGGCCUCCAGCAUCAGGCCCAGCCCGUGUCUUCCUCCCCCAGCCAGAAGCUUCAGGGCCAGGGUGGCGGUCAGACUGUCCUCUCAAGGCCCCUCAGUCAAGGGCAGAGGGGAGGGAUGACCCCACCCAAGCAAAUGAUGCCUCAGCAAGGCCAGGGAGUGAUGCAUGGGCAGGGUCAGAUGGUUGGAGGCCAAGGGCACCAGGCCAUGCUUCUACAGCAGCAACAACAACAACAACAACAACAGCAACAAAACUCCAUGAUGGAACAAAUGGUUGCCAACCAGAUGCAAGGCAACAAGCAGGCAUUUGGCGGCAAGAUUCCAGCUGGAGUCAUGCCAGGCCAGAUGAUGCGUGGCCCUGCUCCAAACGUUCCUGGUAACAUGGCUCAGUUCCAGGGCCAAGUUGGCCCGCAGCAGAUGACCCCACAACAACAACAACAACAGCAGCAGCAGCAGCAGCAGCAGCAGCAAAUGGCUCAACUCCAGCAACAGCAGCAGUUACAACAGCAGCAGCACCAGUUGCAGCAGCAGCAGCUUCAACAGCAGCAGCAACAACAACAACAACAACAACACCAGCAGAUGAACCAGCAGCAGCAGCAGCCCCAGCAGGUUCCUAUUGCCGGCAAUCCAAAUCAAGCGAUGGGCAUGCACGGGCAACAGAUGAGGCUGCCUGCUGGUCAUCCUCUUAUCCAACAACAGUUGCAACAGCAGCAGUUGCAGCAGCAGCAGAAACAACAGCAACAGGCCAUGUUGUUGCAGCAGCAACAACAACAGCAGCAGCAGCAGCAACAGGCAGCUCAACAGCACCCGCAUCCUUUGGGAGAUCCUAAUAGUGGGACAGGGGACCUGGGGGUCCAACAGAUGGUCCCUGAUAUGCAGGCGCAGCAAGGCAUGAUGGGAGGCCCUCAGCACAUGCAGAUGGGGAACGGCCACUUUGCAGGUCACGGCAUGAACUUCAACCCCCAGUUCCAAGGUCAAAUGCCGAUGGCGGGCGCCUGCGUGCAGCCGGGAGGCUUUCCCGUCAGCAAGGACGUCACUCUGACGAGCCCGCUGCUGGUCAACCUGCUGCAGAGCGACAUCUCAGCCAGCCAGUUUGGGCCCGGAGGCAAACAGGGAGCAGCUGGAGGAAACCAGGCCAAACCCAAGAAGAAGAAACCGGCACGAAAGAAGAAGCCCAAAGAGGGAGACGGGCAGCAGCAAGCGGAGGGACUCGGUGGUCUCGAUGGGGCUGCCGGCCUGGAGGAUUCAGAACUGCCAAACCUGGGCAGUGAACCGAGUUUGGGUUUAGACAACCCUGGUCAGAAACUCCCUGAGUUCGCCAACAGGCCAGCGGGCUUUCCUGGCCAGCCUGGAGACCAGAGAGUAUUACAGCAGGUACCAAUGCAAUUCAUGCAGCAGCAGCAGCAGCAACAACAGCAGCAACAACAACAACAACAACAAAUGCAGCACAUGCAACAGCAGCAGAUGCAGCAGCAACAACAACAAAUGCAGCAGCAGCAACAAAUGCAACAACAAAUGCAGCAGCAGCAGCAAAUACAGCAACAGCAGCAACAAUUACAACAACAACAGCAGAUACAGCAACAGCAGCAGAUGCAACAGAUGCAACAGAUGCAGGGUCUCCAGAAUAAUCAAGGGCAGCAGGUGAUGCCGGGGCCGCAGACUCCGGGUCAAGGUCCACCCCAGAUGCACCCUCACCAGCUGCAGCAGCAGCAACAACAACAACAGCAGCAGCAACUGCAGCAGCAGCAGCAGCCUCAACAGCCACACCUGCUACAACAGCAACAACAACAACAACAACAGCAGCAGAUGAUGAUGAUGCUGAAGAUGCAGCAGGAACAGGUGAAGAAUCGCAUGGCCGUCCCUCCAGGAGGGCAGAUCCCUCCUCGGGGAAUGGGCAAUCCACCUGAGGUGCAGAGGCUCCCCGUCUCGCAGCAAAGCAACAUGCCGGUGAUGAUCAGCCUUCCAGGACACGGGGGCGUACCGCCGUCCCCUGACAAAGCAAGAGGGAUGCCCCUGAUGGUGAACCCUCAGCUUGCAGGAGCUGCGCGAAGAAUGUCCCACCCUGACGUCGGGCAGGGUCCUCAAGGCACUGGAUCUGAAGAAACCAUUGUGGGGGCUCACCCAAAGCAGCCCGGCGGCCCAGACGUUGGGGCGCAGCAUCCUGGGAAUGGGACCCAACAAAUGAUGGCCAAUCAGGCCUCCAACGCUCACAUGAUGAAGCAAGGCCCUGGUCCGCCGCCAAUGCCCCAGCACACCGGAGCCGGUCCCCAGCAGCAGCAGUUAUCUGGUCAGCCUCAGCAAGGGGGCCCCAUGCCGGGCCUUCAUUACCCCAAUGUGCCCACAACCUCACAGAGCUCCAGGCCCAAAACCCCCAACAGAGCCAGCCCCAGGCCAUACCACCAUCCCCUUACCCCGACUAAUCGCCCACCCAGUACCGAACCCUCCGAAAUCAACCUUUCACCCGAGAGGCUCAAUGCCUCUAUUGCAGGACUGUUCCCUCCCAAAAUCAACAUUCCUCUGCCUCCCAGGCAGCCUAACCUCAAUAGGGGAUUUGAUCAGCAAGGUCUUAACCCGACCACUCUGAAAGCCAUCGGGCAGGCCCCUCCUAGCUUAACUUUACCAGGCAACAACGGCAGUGUGGGUGGAAACAACAGCCAGCAGCCUUUCUCUACUGGCGCUGGAGUAGGAGGUGCAGGCGCUAAACAGGACAAGCAGCCUGGAGGGCAGGCGAAGAGGGCAAGUCCCAGCAAUAGCCGGAGGUCAAGUCCAGCCUCCAGCCGUAAGUCGGCCACCCCAAGUCCAGGGAGACAAAAGGGGACAAAGAUGCCCAUCAACUGCCCUCCCCCCCAGCAGCAGUUGGUCAACCCUCAGGGGCAGACCAUGAUGCUAAGCCCUAACUCGGUGCCCCCAAAUCCAGUAUCUCUGCCGUCACAGGUGAGCGGGGCCGUGGAGGCCCAGCAGACCCACAGUCCCUUCCACGUGAUGCAAGGUAACGCCGCUGAGGGGGCCGGUAAGGGAAUGACGAUACCGGUGCCAGAGCAGCGUCAGAUGCCUCAACACCAGCCACAGCCACAGCCUUUGAGGGAGUUGUCGGCUCCCAGGAUGGCAGGUCCUCGUUUCCCGUUGCCUCAGCAAACCAAACCGGACUUGGAACUGAAGGCUGGCGCGGUUGAUAGGCUCCCGGCACCAACGGCACCUGCGCAGGACUCCGGGGCCUCGCCCACUCUCCGGCCAGCGCCAACCUCCCUGAACCAGUUGCUGGAUAACUCGGGCAUUGCAAACAUGCCUCCACGGCCGGCGGCGAGUAGCACAGUCAGGGAUGUCAUGGGAAAGGAUAGCCCCAAGUCUGCUUUGGACCCAGAGAGACCGCUCCACGGUAACUCCCAGAGCACAGACGCGUCGGCCGCUGUCGCUACCGCUGUCGCUACCGCUGUCGCUACCGCUGUCGCUACCGCUGUCAAUGUAUCGGAAGCUAAACCCAAACCUGCUGUCCCAAUCCCUACCGUUUCCAGCUCGCACCCCAGCACUAACGUGACCUCUAUCACGACCCCCAGCCUUAGCCAGAACCCCAUCUCAAGUAUCGGUGUGCAUCCCAGUCCAAAUGUAAAACCAACGCCUACCAUCGGCCCCAUCCUCGGUACUAUUGCCACCACGAGUGGAAGCCCCAACCCGGUCACUUCCGGUCAAAGCGGUCCCGUCUUGACUGUCGGUACCAGUUCUAACUCCGGCUCGGCUCCGAAACCGAGCUCGAGUCUUAAACCUGUGACGAGCGUUCACUCGGUCAUACAGAUCCCUGCCCCUUCAAACGCAAUUUCACCCAAUCAGAUUACUGUGUUUGUCACCUCUAACCCCAUAACCCUUCCCCCUCCUCCCCAGGCGCCCACAUCUAUGGCCUCCACCAUGGUGGCUGUCCCCAACAAGAACAUUAGGCCUCAGGACAUCCGGCAGCAGGCCCCUGUCCCCCGCCCUCCUCAGUUUACCACCCCUGUAUUUAUCAACCCAAUUUUCCAGGUCCCAGGUGCAUCCGUGGCUCCCAAUACGACAAUGGUAUCGGGGUCGGUCACCAUGGUGGGGCCUAUCCAAGUGUCCGCUGCGAACAUCCAACUUUCCCCCGCCCCGAGCUCCACCCAGUCCUCUGGGGCGAACAUGACCAGCACUCAGCCGACCAGAAGUGCUGUUGGACACGUCCAGAUUGCCACCAGUGUGUCCUCAUCUGUCCCUGUUGGUACUACCACUGCCCCUCAGCAAAUUACGCCGGGGGCUCCCAAAACAGAAAAUCCAGUUGAGGUGGUGUCUGCUCAGAAACCUAGUCCCCCAGUGCGGCAGCCAUCUCCCCAUCCAAACCCUUCGGCAUCAUCUCCCUUCCAGGCACCCUUGGCUUCUCCUCCGCCUCCUCCUCCACCUCUAUGCUCUAGUCCUGUGGCUGCUAACGGCAUCCGAAAGAGCCCCAUGUCGCCACCCCCCACCGCCCAAGUGAAAGGUAAACCUGCACAGGCGGCUGCGGCCGUUUCUGGUCUGGCUGACUCCCAGCAGAGUCCUGUAGAAAGGCCUGCGCAGGGGCCCACCGGAGCUGGGCCACCACAGGUCUUUCAUCCGCCUGCGAGUCCCGCCAUCCAGAUUGAAGCACCAGCUCCCCAAACCAGUGCUGCUGCUGCUGUUUCGAACAACGUGACUCCGCCUGCUGUCUCCUCUCCAACCCCGGCUCCCGGCCAAGUGACUCCUCCAACUCAGAUUGUCACCCAGGAUCCAGCUUCAGUCUCAAACCAGGCCCAGACUGUAACUUCUCAAGCUCCCACGGUCACUGCGGUCGGUACCACCACUGGUGUCUCGUCUGCUCCUUUGCUCUCUACGGUUGCUUCCGUGCAGAGUCCCGUACCGUCCGUUGUUCCAAUUGUCGCUGGACCUGGACCCGCUCUGGAGGUUGCCCCCACCACAUCUCCUCCAGUUGCAAACCCCAGCGGUGUUCCACCGGCUCAGCCUAAGCUCCCAGCUGUGGAGCCCCCCACGCUACCAGCUGCUGCAUCUGUAGAAACCACUCAGACCACCCCAGUACCCAUUCAACAAGUCCCACCGUCCCAGGAACCUGCUGCCAGUGAGAAGACGGGUGAAGAGGUCUCCACGGGUUCUGAGCCGGGAUGGGCAAAGAAAAGAAAGACGCCCGUCAACUUAGUCCCACGCGCUGCGGUGGAGAAGCCCAAAGGCCCGAGCAGACGCAGCUCCCGGGCGGAGAAGGAGGUGGAGGAGGAGCCGGUAGCAGACAGCGGCGUCCGGAAGCGCUCGGCCCGGCCUGGAACCAGCGCUGCCGUUAAAGAAACUGGAGCGAGCCCCACUCAGGCCAAACGAAGGAAGUCUAAAUAGACACAACCUCAGUUGUGUCGAACCCUGUGAACCGUACUGUAAAUGUUUUUGUUCCCCCCCCCCGACUCCGUUUAGAGGUUUCAGUGGAGGAAGAAACCAAUGUACAGAUUGUGUUUUAAAAAGAAUUAUGCUCUUGUCCACGCUAUCAUGUGAGAUUGUAGUUAGAAUGUGUGCAAUACGGAUUGUGUUGUUUUUUUGUGUGAAUGUGUUUUUAUAUAUAUAUAUAUAUAUAUAUAUAUAUAUAUGUAUAUGUAUGUGUGUAUGUAUAUAUAUGUAUAUAUAUAUAUAUAUAUAUAUAUAUUAAAUUAAAUGCUGGAUUAAUCACGUGAAGACUGACGAUGGAGCUUGUCAUGAUUGUAUAAUUAUGUUGUAAAACUGAAUUAAAUUUUCUACUGCUUUUUGUCCCGUGAAA